Molecule: messenger RNA, 1613 nt
Organism: Ricinus communis (castor bean)
Lineage: Eukaryota; Viridiplantae; Streptophyta; Magnoliopsida; Malpighiales; Euphorbiaceae
Product: ethylene-responsive transcription factor ERF061
Exons: 1
Coding region: 389-1336 (315 amino acids)
Biological process (GO): regulation of DNA-templated transcription
Molecular function (GO): DNA binding; DNA-binding transcription factor activity
Source: RefSeq, a predicted model, not a curated record
AACCACAAGCUCAGCGUGGUUCACAAACACCUUCUUUCAGACGCUUAUCUGCCUUACAAUACAAAUAAAAAUCCCUUAUUUUCUUCUUAUUUCAAGCACCUCUGAUGCUUCCUUUUUUCCAUUGUCUCUCUGCUUUCAAAAUUUCCAAAUCCAAUUUUUCCAUUACUUCUUUUCUUGAUUUCGAGUUUUACCCAUUGAGUAUUUCAUUUAUUGAAAUCACUUCUAUUUUCUUGCAAGGUUUUAGUUUUCUCUUUCUGCUCUUUCAACUUGUGUUGAUUCUUAAUUUUUGAAAGUAACAGGGACAAAUUUUUUUCAGUUCCCUGUUUCCUUCACAAUCAUUGUCUUUUCAAAGUCCUCUGUUCUCUCCACAAAAAUUUCUCUAUAAACCAUGGAAAGUAUGCAGGCAAAUAAUGCUACUUUUGGGUUCACCAAUAUUGGAUCCUCACUUUCUCAACUUAUAUUAGCUGGAGGCAACAGCAACACUUUAGAUUCAAUCUUCUCCCAUUGCUCAUCAGAAUCCACAAUUGCCUGUCCUGUUUUUGAGCCUUUAGGCUCUUCAGUUUAUCUCCGCCAGAGAGAUCUCUUGCAAAAAUUUUCUGAAGAAAACAGAGCAACCAGUACUAUUACUAGCAGUAAUAGUUAUUUUUCUAGCAACUUGCCAACAAACCCCCUUGAAAACUCCAUCCGGACAAGCAAUUAUUUAGCUCCAAGCAAGAAGAAAUUAUACAGAGGAGUGAGGCAGAGACAUUGGGGCAAAUGGGUUGCUGAAAUUAGACUACCUCAAAACAGAAUGAGAGUCUGGUUAGGUACUUAUGAUACUGCAGAAGCUGCAGCUUAUGCUUAUGAUCGUGCAGCUUAUAAGCUUAGAGGCGAAUAUGCACGAUUAAAUUUCCCAAAUCUUAAAGAUCCAAGCAAGUUAGGACUCAUCGAUUGUAACAGAUUAAAUGCUUUGAAAACUUCAGUUGAUGCUAAGAUUCAAGCUAUUUGUCAAAAGGUGAGAAGAGAAAGGGCCAAGAGGACUGCAGCCAAGAAGAGUAAUCUUAAUGGUAAUGGUUGUGCGAGUGAAAAUAAAGGAGUGAAGGUUGAUUCAAGUUCACCAUCUUUGUUUCCAUCUGCAUCUGCAUCUCAAUCAUCAUCAUCUUUAUCACCUACUGUUAGCGAAUUGGUUUCACCAACUAUUUCUGAAGAUGGGUUUUGGAAGUGUGAAAAUUCUCCUCCUUCUGUUUCUACAGAUUGUUCAAUUCUAGUGCCACAAGUAAUGGAAUUUGAAGACUGUUCACUUGCAAGAAUGCCUUCAUUCGAUCCUGAGUUGAUCUGGGCAGUUCUUGCUAUCUAGAGGGGCCAUCUCGUGUCAGAAUAUAUGAUUCCUGAGAGAGGAUUCUCGAUAGCCAUAUAUAUUCUUUUGUCUCUGCAUGUUCGGAUAGUAUUUAAGUGUAAAUGGUAGUUUUAGGACUAUCUAAGUAUGGUAUAUUGUAGAGUUUGUUUCUGUUUCAGCUCAAAAGGUUCUUGUGCCUUUGUUUUUGUAUGGAGGCUUUCAAGACUGAGAAGUCGAGUCCAUUGAGAUAGUAAUUACUUUUGAGUAAUUGAGAAAUAUUUAAGUUUCUUCCUUUCUA